Brassica oleracea var. oleracea is the source of this 3545-nucleotide messenger RNA. Its product is annotated as protein EMBRYONIC FLOWER 1-like. Gene Ontology annotation, biological process: shoot system development; negative regulation of DNA-templated transcription; negative regulation of flower development. The transcript has 16 exons. The record is from RefSeq and is a predicted model, not a curated record. Bases 36 to 3275 code for a protein of 1079 amino acids. Lineage: Eukaryota; Viridiplantae; Streptophyta; Magnoliopsida; Brassicales; Brassicaceae.
CACCAUUAAGACAAAAUCUUUUUCAAAGCAAACCAAUGGGAUCCUCCACUAAGGUCAACUCAAUCGUCAUAAAUCUCACAGGCGCUAACAACGAGAUUGGUAUGGUAGGAUGUGAUGGUUUCUCCAUAUGUGACUUAAUUGCUGAAGGGAGAGAAACUGAUCCUAAAAAAUAUUGGCCGUUUCCAGAGGAGAGUGCUAGUUUGGUAGACAAACAAAGCGAUUCUCUUCCUCAUUGGUGGCCGCCUAGCUUGGGCCGCACCAGAAAUAUCGAUGCUGAUGGGACAAAUGAAUCUGGACUGCCAUCAAAUUCAACAAGUAUAAUUAGCACGAACGGGCUCAAUGGCAGCUCUUCGAUUAUCCCUAGUCAAAGCGAACUGAAUUCACGAACUGCCAUUGAUCAAGAGAGACUAAGGAAUAUUGAUAUUGCAGGCAGUGCUGUUGUGGUGAAUGAGGAUAUAAACUGCGAAAGAUCCCAGGUUGAUGAUCAGAGAGAUAACGCUGUUGUGGAGAAUGAAGAUGUUAACUGCGAAAGACCCCAGAAUGAUGAUCAAAGUGACAAUGCUGUUGUGGAGAAUGAGAAUGUAAACUGCGAAAGAUCUCAGCAGGAUGAUCAGAGAGAUAAUGAUGUUGCGGAGAAUGAAGAUGUAAACUGCGAAAGAUCUCAGAAGGAUGAUCAGAGAGAUAAUGCUGCUGAAGAGAAUGAGGAUGUAAACUGUGAAAGAUCUCAGCAGAAUGAUCAGACAGACAAUAAUGCUCUUGUGGUGAAUGAGGAUGUAAACUGCGAAAGAUCUCAGAAGGAUGAUCAGAGAGCUACUAGGUCUAGCAAGAAAGUUCAUCCACCUCCGUUUAGAACAUACGCCCUUCGGAACAAAACCACAAAGAAUUACGCAGUGGUUGAACCAAUAGGAAACAAGAGAGCUGAGAAACAACCAAACGUGGAGCAGCUGGCCGUGACUGAGAUAGCUGCUUGUGCUGAAGACACGCAGCCUGAGGAGUCUGAGAGUAGAAGCCUUUUCAUCGGUGGGGCGCCCAGUACGAGAACUAGGAACGUUCGCACGCGGAGACUCGCUGAAGUGAAUGGUAAGCGUAGAGUUCAAAAGCGAAAGUGCCGACCUGGGAGCACUACACUGAGCAGGAAUAUAAGCACAGUUGGUGCAGCUUCAGGAAAUGCCUUCAAAACCGGUGAAUCUGCUCAUGGUACUGAAUCAACUGAAAGUGAGUUUGACAAAGAUCCUAUUAAGGGUAAGAAGAAGAACGUAAGGUUCCAGGUUGAAGACGAGCUUGAUACAGAACCUGAACCUGAGGUUGAUGACGAGAAGGAUGAAGAUUUUUAUCCUUGGGCUAAGAGAACUAAGAAGGUCAAAAUAGCCAAAAAGAAGAGAGCUACAACAGCAAUAAAUCCCAGUAACAAGGCUUCUUCGAGUGUGCAACCGUCAUUGAAUGAAACCGAGACGGUUCCUUCUCCACCAAGGGAUCAGGGAACUGAAGAAAGAGUGGGCACUUCACUUGACGAUGAGUUGGCUUCAGAUGGAUAUGUCAGAAAAACUAACGCUCCUCCGGUUAAUGAAAGGCAAGAGAAUAAUCGUAUGAGAUCAAGCUAUGUUCCAGUGUUUGGUAAUCCUUCUAUACCAAACACAGGUAGAGGGCUGGGAACUGGACCGGGUGCUAUUUACUUCGGCAGCGGCAGCAGCAACAGGACCAAUCAAAGAAACACCUCUCCUUCAACACAAGUUGCAGCUCAAUCUACCGUGCCGCGAAAGGAUGCUUCUGUACCAAAUACAGAUAGAGGACUGGGAACUAGAUCAGGUGCUAUUUACUUCGGCAGCAGCAACAACAACAACAAUCAAAGAAGCACCCCUUCUUCUACACAAGUUGCCGUGCCCCAAAAGGAUGCUUCUAUACCAAACACAGUUAGAGGGCUUGGAACUGGACCGGUUGCUGUUGACUUCGGCGGCAGCAGCAACAACAACAACAAUCAAAGAAGCACCCCUUCUUCUACACAAGUUGCCGUGCCGCAAAAGGAUGCUUCUAUACCAAACACAGGUAGAGGACUGGGAACUAGAUCAGGUGCUAUUUACUUCGGCAGCAACAACAUUAACAACAGUCAAAGAAACACCCCUCCUACAACAGUAGUUGCAACUCAAUCUUCCGUGCCGCAAAAGGAUGCUUCUGUACCAAACACAAGUAGGCUGGGAAGUGGACCGCGUGCUAUUUACUUCGGCAGCAGCAACAGCAACAACAAUCAAAGAGACACCCCUCCUUCUACAGUGGUUGCAGCUCAAUCUUCCGUGGCGCAAAAGGAUGCUUCUGUUUCAGACAGAAAAGGGAAGGGAGUUAUGGUCCAAAGCCAUGAUGAAGAGGUACCACAAAAGCCAAAAACACCUUUUCUGUUCGAUCUCAAUGAGACGUAUGAGGAUGUUACCUCGCUGGAGGACAACACCAACGCAGCAAGGGAAGAAGACCGUGUCCCGGUUAGAUCAGAACAGAGCUCCGUUGAGAUGUUCACACCAAGGCAGAACUCUUACAUGGCUUCUUCGUCAGUUAUGCCUCCUCCGGUGCAAGAAAGCCGCCGACGCAGCUCAAUUCUGUUUCCUGGACACAGCCCCCAGUGGAUGGGGAAUGUCCCAAUGGCUAGUCCUUAUCAUCAUCCAUCUCCAUCCACCUAUCAGGCAAUGCGUGUACCUCCUCAUCACUACGGAGCACCUUCUCCACCAGUUUGGGCAUCAUCCAUGAUACCACCACAGUAUCAUCAUCAUCAUUUCAGUCCUCCUGCUCCUUUCAACAUGGAUUAUCCGAGUAUGUUUGCACAAGCACCGAGCAGUGAACCGCGGAACCUCAGCUAUUAUGGGGCCAACUUGCUGAACCAAGCGAUGAUGAGCCGCAUGGAUCCUCGGUUUAGAUCAAACACUCCCGUUGACCACCAUGGGAACUUUGGUUUCGCUCCGAGACAUGUUCACCCGGUUAACCAGUUUAACCAAAUUGUUGAGCUUCAAUGUAGUCAUGAGAGGUCGGUUUAUUCUAGAACCAUCAGUAACCAAGGCAGAUUCCAGCAAAGGAGAAACGCAGCGAGCUUCAGCAAUGCCUCUACAUCGUACGCAGCAAACAGUUCUGGUUCCUCUAGCUGCGUUGUUAGCCGUUACCCUGGUGAGAUCAGCGAGAUAGAGCCAGGGAAUAUCUACUUGGUACAUGAAGAAGAUCUGCAUGUGCCUGAGCGCAUUUCGGAGUUUGAGCAGGCUGAUGAGGAGCAAGCUGGUCCAAUUACAGAAAGUGGCUAAAGACAGACAACGUGGAAGAGAUUUGUGCAGGUACUAGGAGGAAGAGAGCUAUAAAGAGACGCCUAGUCCUGCAGAAACCAGUGAAGUCAAUCUUCCCAGUUUCUCCGGUUCUUGGAUUUUUGAACUUUUACAUUUCUUAUCCCUUUUUUUAUUAUUAUGUUUGGUAACGCAUAAAACAUUCAUCGUGUGCGUAUACCUUAAGUUAUUGUGCUACCCUUGUUGGCUUUGGUUUUCGUAUUUUCGGAUUAUCUUUCAGACUUAUUUAUUUAU